GUGAUGCCCCUCCCCUUUAGCCCGGGCCAACCAAUCAGCUCGCAGGCCUGCAGAACUCCCACACCUCAGGGAACUUUGCGCAGUUAUCAUUCAGGGAGGCUGAGGAGCUGCUGGGGAGACAGGGGAUCUUAAAGGAGGCAGCAAGGAGCCGAGGACAGACACACAGACACCCAGGACAGACAGACAGACACACCCAGCCAAAGACCUCUGUCCAACCUGAGACUAAGGUUUCCUGUUAAAUGGCUGAUAAACAAGUCAGUUUGCCUGCAAAGCUGAUCAAUGGUGGCAUUGCUGGGCUGAUCGGGGUCACCUGUGUCUUUCCAAUCGACCUGGCCAAGACUCGCCUGCAGAACCAGCAGAAUGGGUCCCGCCUCUACAGCAGCCUGUCGGGCUGCCUCCUCAAGACGAUCCGAUCGGAAGGGUACUUCGGGAUGUACAGAGGGGCCGCAGUGAACCUCACCCUGGUCACCCCAGAGAAGGCCAUCAAGCUCGCAGCCAACGACUUCUUCAGGGAGAUGCUCUCCAGGGAUGGGCAGAAGCUGACCCUGCUCAAGGAGAUGCUGGCUGGGUGUGGUGCAGGGACCUGUCAGGUGAUCGUCACCACGCCAAUGGAGAUGCUCAAGAUACAGCUGCAGGACGCAGGGAGGAUAGAGGCUCAGAGGAAGUCGAUGCCACAGGCCGUAAGCUCCACCCCCCCUAGCACUGUUGCCAAGGAGAUAAAGAGGCCCCAGACCGCCAUUCAGAUCAGCAGGGAGCUGCUGAGGAGCAAGGGCAUCGCGGGGCUCUACAAGGGCCUGGGGGCCACACUGGCCAGGGACGUUCCCUUCUCCAUCAUCUACUUCCCCCUGUUUGCUAACCUGAACAAGCUGGGGCAGAAGAACCCCGACACCAACGCUCCAUUCUAUGUGUCUUUCCUGGCGGGUUGCAUAGCUGGGAGCACCGCGGCUGUGGCUGUGAACCCCUGCGACGUGAUCAAGACGAGGCUGCAGUCUCUGCAGAGAGGAGCUCAUGAGGACACUUACUCUGGAAUCAUGGACUGUAUCAGGAAGAUCCUUCGCAAUGAGGGUCCCGCUGCUUUCCUGAAGGGGGCGUACUGCCGGGCGCUGGUCAUCGCGCCGCUCUUCGGCAUCGCGCAGGUCAUCUAUUUCCUGGGGGUCGGCGAGGUCAUCCUAGAUUUCCUGCCCCAUGGGCAACACGACUAACCGCCCCAAACACACAAACACACACACAGACAAACAGACUGACCAUGAAACACACACAAACACACAGACAGAGUCUCA
Molecule: messenger RNA, 1280 nt
Organism: Polyodon spathula (Mississippi paddlefish)
Lineage: Eukaryota; Metazoa; Chordata; Actinopteri; Acipenseriformes; Polyodontidae
Product: mitochondrial glutamate carrier 1-like
Exons: 11
Coding region: 240-1202 (320 amino acids)
Biological process (GO): malate-aspartate shuttle; aspartate transmembrane transport; L-glutamate transmembrane transport
Molecular function (GO): L-glutamate transmembrane transporter activity; L-aspartate transmembrane transporter activity
Source: RefSeq, a predicted model, not a curated record